AAGUAUACUUUUAUAUUGCUUGACAGGUAUAAGUGUUGACUUUGAAAGCAUGAUAAAAAGACUGGAAAAAAUGGAAGAAGAAGUGUCCUCAUUGAAAAAUGCAACAAAAGAAAUUCAAGAAAAACAAAAAACUUGUGAUGAGAAAUUAAAGGAGCCUUCAGUUCCAAAGAAACCUUUUGAUAAAGUUUUAAAUGAUGUCAAAAUCCUGAAAAAAAAUGCUGAUAGGUUUCAAAAUGAGGUUUCAGACCAGCACAAAAAUGUUGACAAAAAAGUUGAUACUCUGCAUAACAUGCAUUUGAAGUUUAAGAAAAAAAUUCACGAAAGAGUUAACAAAAUUAAGGAAACGAACGGAGACAUUUCAUCAAGUAUUGAUCAUUACUUUGAAACUGUAACAGAAUUUGAUUCUAGGUUAAAAAGUUUAGAAGAUAAAAAUAAGUCUGUGAAUGUCUCAGUGAAUGAACUCAAUAAACAGAUCAGCUCUGUUAGAACUUGUAGCAAUGACGCCCUUAUGUCUAUACAAGAUUUGUCAAAGAGCGUCGAGAGUACAAAUCAACAUUAUAAUGAAAUGUCUGAUAAAAUGAAUCAAAUGGAAAUCUCAAUCAAUCUCAUGUCAGCUCAGUACACAGAGCAGUUGGAAAAUAUGAAAAGUCACAACCAAGAUAAAUUUGAAGAUUUGGUACGUAGUGGAAUGUUAUAAUUAUCUUUUUAACUGUUCAAAAUAUUGUAAAGCUAUGUUUUAGAAAAAAAUAUAAUUUUUACAAAGUUUUUUUAAAAGAAACAUGCUCAAUCUAAACAAUAAAUGUAUAUCAUUCACACGAUGUAGCAUGGGAAUUUUGGUUUUCUGAAAAUUUAUAUUUUUCGUUAUCGUUAAACUAAGUGAAAACUUUAAUCAGGUGGAAAGGGGAUGUGGUUGCUCCAUGAUCUCAUAACAGGUCCGUUUACUGACUUUUGGAGGCCCCCCCCCCAGACAACUUUUUUUUCCUCCUUAAAGUAAAUAUUUUUUUUUGUUUAGACCUAACUUUCAGAACCUUAAAAAGCGUACAUUUGACUUAUUCAAUUUUCUGAGUUUGGUCCCUAAGGACGGCAGGGAUUGCAGCCCCCCCCCCCCGUGAAGGCUCAGCCUGCUACACAAAACAACAUAGGACAUCUGUCAAUGCUCAGUCUGCACGCGUCCGUAUGGAUGCUACACGUAGCUUUGUCUUUCGUCAUCGCGGCUUUUUAACCUCGCCUGUCUAAAAUAGCUGUUUUGGUACUUUCCUAAAGAUUUUUUUUAUACUUCCCUAAAUUUCUUUUUCACAUUCCGUGCAUUUGCUCCCGGGACCAAGCUUUGCUAAAACGGAACGAGGGGCGCAUUUUGAGAUCGCUUUACUCUCACAGAAACAACAUAUAAAACGCUACGAGGGAUACAGUUGGCAAUCCAAAAGUUGGCCCAUUUUCAUAACAGCUUUUUAAAAGUUACCUUAAAUUUUGGAUUAAGUUACCGUUUCAAUCUUUACCAAGGGUUGCCCAGACGCUUUAUUAGACGUGUAUUUGAAUUUGUUAUGCCCACCCUGUAGAUUUUGAAUUACAAGAACUUUUCAGAGAAGUUCUAAUACUGGAUGAAGAUAAUAGUCUAUCAGUGUCUAAUCAAAGGAAAAAAAAUAGCAAAAAAAAAAAGACUGAAAAAAAACCCAAAACCAUGUUUGGACAAAAUAUCAACCCUUGUAUGAUAAUCGACAUGCAUUAAUAAAAUAGAUCAAGCAUGUAGCUUCAGUAGGUCAGAUCAAGCUACUCACAGAAAACCUGACGAUGCAUCCAUUUCAUCACUUGCGUGUUAACAGUCGAUAAUAGACUUGAUUGGUUUGACGUGUACUGAACUUUAUGAGACUUCUUAUAAACAGACGUGCAGAUCUAGGAUCAUUUGGACUUUUAACUUCGGGUUUACAGUUCAAUCGUCCCUAUACUUUGGUUAAGCUUUUUCAACAACUUUUUCCAAUUUGCAUCUCUCAUUUGUUAGAUUUCAACACUUUUCCAGAAAACCGCGUCGGAAAAAAAAACCGAUAGUUACUUGAUAAAAGAUAGUAAGGUUUAACCUGAAAAAAAAGAAACGCAACAAAACAACGAACGUGUCGACAGGAAGCUUUCGUCAGCGAACAAACAGAAAAAAACAGAAUGCCAUUUAAAAAUAGCACUUAGAAUAAAAGUAGUAUCGGAGAUGGCAGCAAACGAAUUGUGGAAUAACUCAGUACCAUUUAUCCGAUUGCGAUAAAACUUUGUGAGUUGUUGUACAAGCGCCGGCAAAUGUUUCUAAAUUAUUACAUACAUUUUACAAUAUUCCGUUUUGGGCCCCGUGGUCCAAAAUUCGUUUUUCCUCCUUUUAUGAGCUCAGUAUAAUUUCCGUAUGCCUUCCUAUACCAUUUAUCCGAUUGCGAUAAACUUUGGUAAGUUGUGCGCCCGCCACAAAGAUUUCUGAAUUAGGUUGCCCAUCUUGAAAUAUUCCAUUUUGGGGCCGAGGGCUAUACAAAUAUAAUUUCAAACUGAGCUUUUGCAUGGUUUGAUUGAAUUGAAUCAAUACAAGCGAAAUUUCAGUUUGAGUGUAACACAAUAAGUAGGUUUAUGAAUUAGUGCAACCAUUUUACAAUUGUGUGUUUGGGGCCAGGGCCGUAUUAUUUAUUUUUUAAUUUGUUGUAAUGAGACCUAUAUAAAUAUAAUUUCAAACAAAGCUACUGCAUGGAUGGAUCAAUCGCUAAGAGUGUCUGGACUAAAUUUUGAAAAUCCAUGCUUCUCACGUUGACAACUGUAUGCUCCCUGCUCAUGUCGAAAAACCUUCUAAUUUGUUCAUUUCGGUACGCACCAGAAUUGGAAACAAAAUUCUGUUUAAAAAUUACUUUAAAGAACGUAUUUAAACCCAUUUACAUUUUGUUCUUCGUGUAGCAUUGCAACCUAUGCCGAGUUCUCGCUAGUAUAUAAAUAAACAAAAAAAACAAAAGAAAGCAACACAACUAACUCUUUUUUUAGCAUGCACUUUUUUUUUCCUUUUGGGUUUACGGGAACAAAUCUAAAAAAUGCAUUUUAUUUUGUUUAUAUUUCAUCGACAUUUUAAACUUUUUUUUUUGUCCAUUGUAAAAUAAGAAAUAAUUUAACUGUUUUUUCAGAUUGGUGUGGUUUGUCAACUGGUCGUUAAAAGAUUGGCUCCAAUGGAAGUCCUAAAGAAGGCUCUAAACACGGUGUCGACCACAAAAGCACCACUGACGUUAAAGGUAAUUAAAAUUGCAUUACAUUGAAUUGGUGCAAAUGAGAGGGGGACUUUAGCAGCAUGCUUCACCGACAUCGUCAUGGAAACGGGCAUUUUUUAAAUAAAACUUUUCAAAUGUGUAAAUAAUUUAAUAUAUUAUUUUACUCUAUGGUUUGGGUCACACAGUACAUAAAAAAUGACGAUACUCUUCAUUAAAUACUGUAUUAAAUAAGCGAUACCCUAUCUAGGGCCAAUUAUAUAAUAAUAAUUUAUUAAGUAAAAUUACAAAAUAAAACACUAAACUAAGGCUAUAGACUUACAAUACAGUGGUGAACUUGUACUACUACAUUAUUAAAGAAGGAGCAUACACAAACAGAGAAUAAAUGUUAAUAUACAAAUUAUACAAAUCUUAUUUCUCGUAUCGUAAAAGCAAAACUCUCUUGUAACAGACCAAUCUCUGAUCUCAACUCUUCUAUCGUCUGUUCAUCUCGAUAGGCGUAUAAAAAGCCUUUUUUAGAGACAUGUCUGGAAAUGAGUUUGGCAUUGUAUAAGAACCUCCACCAAUCUCAGACAUUCUAAAGAUUUCAACUUCGAAAGACUAUAGAUUGUUUUUACUUUUAGACAGGGUUAAGGGAGACUAUUUGUAAUUAAGCUACACCACGCCGAAGUGAAAAACUUGGGGUCAGCUUAAGUUCAUGCACAAGAAAAGAUGACGUAAUCAAGACGCAUAUAAAUCAAAAUGAAAAUCAAUGUAUUAAAAAAAACAAAAAAACUAACCGCAUUCUACGAUACUCCAAAAAUUUAUACUUAUUUUAAAAAUGUCCUAAAUUGACAUAUUUUCCAAGAGAUUAUUAAUCGUCUAUAUGGCUGGAAAGAAGCAUCCUUGCUCUAAUUAAACAAAUAUUUACUUCUCUUAAAAUGUAAUUACUCUAUAAUAUUGUUUUAAAAAUACGAUACAUAUCCUUUUUCUAGAUUUUUGUGUGUAUUUUUGUUUUCAAGAUUAUAUAUGUGUUCCUUACCAGCUUCAAGCACUUUACACAAUGAUUAACUUUUGUUUAUUCCUUAUUUAAGAGGGAGGAUGCUGAAAAGCGUUAUGUGCAUCUAUCAGAAAGAAUAUCGGAAAUGGGUAAUUUAGUGUUGGUUUAAUUAUUUCAAUUAUUUUUUUGUUGAAAAUAAAGACUAUUUAAAACUAAAAGUUUCUUGAUCAUAUCCCUACACAUCAACAUCCCAUGAAUAUACAGAUUAAGGCUUUGACAAACAUAUUCAUUUUUAAUGUUUAAUAUAUUUUUUUUUUAAUGUUUACGCACACUUCUUUUUAUUUGUUUAAAAAUUAGUCUAUGUUUUUCCUUUUCACAGAAUCGAAACCUUGUCUCCCAGAGGUCGGAUUCUACGUCUCUGGUUAUUUCAAUCUCACCGUUGGAACUUACAUUUUCAAACAAUUUAGAGCUGUCCACGAUAAAUAUAAAAUCUACUUUGAAGAACGAUCCGGGAGACUCAAAAUCCCAUUUACGGGCUUGUAUUUGAUCAGCAUUCGUGCUGAACUUGCUAAAAAUAACAGCAUUGCAGUUCAAUAUAUUUGGGAAUACCCUUUGUGGUGUAUUUCCGAAGAUAAUACAGACGAAUGUUUGUGUAGAUUAACAGGAAACCAACCAAUUACUGUUUGUUGUCAUCUGAAGGCUGGCGGGGAUGUCUUCUUGAAAAUGAACAUAAGGGAAGAAAAUAGCACUUUUAUCGAUUUCUCUUGUGUUUUGAUAAAUAAAUAAGAGAGAAUAAAACAACAACACAGAUUAUAGAUACUUAUCAUAUUACAUUUAAUAUUAUAUAUUAAAUGAUAAAAUGUUUUUAUUUGUUUGUGGUUUGCCUUCGGAUCUUGACCAAAUUCGACAAACGUUUCUUUCGUUAAUCAAAAUAAAAUAUCCUUGUUUUUUUUUGUUGUUAUUUUACAUCUUGUAAAUAAUACGUUCGGGACCUUGAGGCCCAUAAAUCCCUUUUUUUUUUCCUUGCAUCAUUUUCAUAAAUAAAAGAUCAAGCUUGGGAGUGUGCAUUGGUGGAUUGAUCUAGAGCAAACUUAGUAAACAUGCACAUGAUCAUCCAUAUUUAAAUACCUAAAGGCACUAAGCUUAUAAUAUCCACUCAAACGGAAAGUUGGGCCCCAAUUUAAUUUAACCAUUUUAUAAGCUACACAUAAGUACCAGAAGCUACGAAUUAAUAUGGGAAAGAAAAAAUAAUGAAUUUUUAUUACUUUUUUUAAAAACUAUUUUAUAUGGAGUGAGUGUAGGCCUUUGAGGGAAAAAGUCUAAAUAUAUCUCAGGUUUAGUCAGGGAAUGAGCUCCAACCCUUCAGUUUGGGGUGAUAUGUGUUUGAACUAUACAACCGAUCCAAUCUCUUGACCAAUUGAGCUAUUUUAAGAAUUAAAAUCCAAAUCAAAAAGAGAGAACUACAAAAAAUGUUUGUUUAAAAAUAUGUUUUGGUAAAUUAAUUUGAUGAAAGAUGUAAAAUAAUUAUUUUUUUUUAAAAUAAAAAGUAUGGUUGAAUUUUCAAGAAUG
Messenger RNA from Lymnaea stagnalis (great pond snail), 5760 nucleotides. The record is from the annotation of a GenBank genome assembly. Lineage: Eukaryota; Metazoa; Mollusca; Gastropoda; Lymnaeidae.